UUUAUUUCUGUAUUUCUUGCCCAGGAGUUAUUUUCAUGUGUUAGUAUAUGAAGUGAAAUGAAACCAGCCAUUGUUUUGAUAUAACUGAACAUGAAACGAAACAAGGUUUGAUAAGGGAAUUGCAAAAUAAAUCUUCGAAAUCUUGAAGCUGCUGUUUUUAAUAUGACAAAGAAAGUUAGCAGAUAUUUAUUCUAAAAAAAUGUUAACUCCUACUGAAGAAUCUGGACUUCGAACCAUUUUAAACGACUUUUCAGAUUCUGAUUUAUUUUCUUUGGCAGACACGGUGACGAAGAGACUCUUAAAUAUAACAGAUAGAAAUGCUGCUAUCCAAGCAAUAUUGUCAUGUUUAGAAAAGCCAUCAGAUCUUUUAAAACGACAGAAAGUAACAAAGAAAAUAAUCUUCAGUUAUUUACUUAAAAUAAAGCCGUUUGUUUCCCCAGAAUCUACUAAAUCCGAUUUGGUGAAGAUGUGUCUUAAAGAAUGGCAUUCAAUUGAAGAAUGCAAAAACACUGACUAUGAAAAUAAUGAAAAUACUUCCACUGUCACUAAUUCAAGAGUGUCACAACUUCCACAGCAAAACAGUUUUGAUAUGUUGAAAGCCAUGGGAACACAGUUUGCUAUGUGGUUCUUUCCAAUUUAUAAUACACUUCAAGAUUUUGGUCCUGAACAUUUUUGGGCGGAUUGUAAAUUAAUGGGUGAACUUAAAACAGCCAGAGAUAGAAAAGAGGUUACUGUUGUCGGAGCCAAUGAAGUCGUUAAUUUUCUGAGAAGUUUAAUUAUGAAUGACAAAUUUUAUUUUGAUGCCAACACUUCUCAGGACUCUGUAACAAGUGAACAGGACCCUCAUGGACUGGUUAGAAUAUUAGUAAGUGGUGUGGUCCAUCAAAUGUCCAAUUGUAUUGGUUUGUUUGAUUGUUUCUUUGGAUUGGUGAAAAAUCCUGCUUAUAAUGACAAUUGGAAAAUCAAAUGGAUUCAUAUGAAAAUACAUGUUAAUAGUAUCAAUGAAGGAAGUCUUCCGCCUGCUAUUCAGUUGCCUAGCAUUUGCCAAAGAGCUUGAUCUUUCAAACAAAAAUUAUUAAAAAUAAAAGAUUUUCUGUAUUUUUACUGAAUUUCCACAUAUUUCUUUUUUUUAAAAAAAGGUAACUGCUGCAGUAGAUAUGCAAUUGUCAUUUUGUUUUGUGUUGCAAAGUAAUUACUGGUAUUACACUUCUUUUAAAAUUUGGUUUGUAUAUUUUAGGGCUUAUUAAGUGCAAACUAAAUUUUAUUUCUAUAAUUAAUAUUAUAUUCUUCCUUUUUAAGAUGAAAGAAUUGGUUUGCUUUCAAUUCUUGAUAUAGUAGUAGUCUAUUAAAUAUUUCUUAAAUUCCUCUUAUUGUACUAUGAAUUCCAGAUUUAUGGUUGAUACAGUAUAACAUAAAAUAUUAUUUAUUUAGUUUUGUCUUUGUUGUGAAUCUAGUUAAGGUUUUUUCAAAAAUUUCGCUCUAAACAUUUGUGAAAGAUUUUCCCAAUAUUAAUAUUUGUUUCUUUAUUUUUAUUGCAUAUACCUAUAAUUUUUUUAAAAAGUAUCAACUAUUCCAAGAUGUAAGUUUUAAAAGAAUUUGAUUGAAGUUUGUGAUAUGUUCCUUUAUUUAAUAAGGUAUACAUGUUUUCUAUAUUAUAUAAUUUCAUUAAUAAUAACAGAUUUGCCUCAUAGCAGUUAAU
Argiope bruennichi is the source of this 1699-nucleotide messenger RNA. RefSeq lists its product as uncharacterized. Bases 200 to 1057 code for a protein of 285 amino acids. NCBI's taxonomy places the organism in Eukaryota, Metazoa, Arthropoda, Arachnida, Araneae, Araneidae. The transcript has 3 exons. The record is from RefSeq and is a predicted model, not a curated record.